UUCCAUCCUCUCUUUCCUCCACCAACAAUUAACUCCGCCGGCGUGACCGAAUCGCCAGAAAAAUGGGGGCGCCGGCUCCGAGCGAAGCCACGCGGGGGCGGAAGAAGUCGGCGGGGCGUGGCCACCACCGCUUCGUCGGCGUCCGGCAGCGCCCCUCCGGUCGGUGGGUGGCCGAGAUCAAGGACUCCCUCCAGAAGGUCCGCCUCUGGCUCGGCACCUUCGACACCGCCGACGACGCCGCACGCGCCUACGACGACGCGGCCCGGGCCCUGCGUGGGGAAAACGCGCGCACCAACUUCGAGGUCCCGAACCCUUCCUCCCGCGGCGGGUCCCGCGGCUGCCACGACAGCAUCGAGCCCUUCUCGUUCGAGGAGGUGUGCGGGACCGGGAACGAGACGGACGGGAUCCUCGGCGCCCUCAAGACCAAGCUGCUCGACGGAAAAGGCCUACGGAUUACUCCAGCUGGCAACAACAACGCGCCAGCUGGCGGUGGCGGUGAAAAGGACAAUACUACCCUUAUGAAUCAUACCGGCCAAGUAGCCGUAGCCGUAGCUCCCCCGGCGGCCCAGAUUGGUGGUAGCAAUAGUAGGCCACCCAAGCCUCCGAAACCGAACCAACCGGCUGGUUUUGUUGGUGGUUCGACCGGGAUCGAGGAUAUUGGUCAUCAUCAUAAUAAUCGUCAUGUCACGGAUCAUGGUAUGGUCACGACUGAGCAUCAUCAGCAUCAAGGACUCCACAAUUACAGUCAAGAUACGACGGAAACGAUCGAUCUGAACAAUUCGAGUUACUGGGAAAAAACAAACGCUGCUCCAAUGUCGUCGCAGUGGCAGCAGAGUCCCAACGGGGCGUGGUCCGGUCAACUCCAUCAUCCCGAAUUUUCCGCCGGGUAUAGUGGACAUCACCAAAUGGCGUGGGCCCCACAGCUGGACAACCAAAACACGGUGGCUAAUUUGUUUGAUGGUAGCAGUAGUAGCGGGGCGGCGACGACGAGCUCGUCGUGGUCGGUUCAUGACCAAUCUACUCAAUUCCGUGCGUCGUCGUUUUCGAGUUCCGGGAUGGAUGUGACGAUGGUGGCAAACGGAAACAAUCACGGCGUUAGGUUUAUGGACUGCGAUCUCCGUUCGUCGUCGACGGAGCACCAGUUUAUGCACUGCGAUCUCAACAACAACAACAACAACAACAAUAAUAAUACUACCGGCUGGACGCCGCCACCUGCCGGCGCCGGCGGUUCGUCUUGGGAUCCUCUCCUCUACAUGUCCUCGGUGCUAGGCUGAUUCAGUACUACUCCUAAUUAUGCAUUGAUUUUGAAUUCUCUUAAUUAAUUCUUCGUGUGUAAUAUUGAUUUUUUUCUGACCACUCCAAAAUUAUACAUCGAGGCAAAUGGCGUUUUUCCAUACGAUAUUGUUUUCCUUCUUCAUUUUCGUUUCUUGUUUUUGGAGUACUCCAACUAAGAGUCCGCCGGCCGGCGAAAUGAUUAGCUCUAUAGUUGUCUCCUACGUUACACGUACGUGCGUGUAUAUACACAAACCGCCGGCGGGGUCAUCGAUCGACUUUCUCCAGCCAAUACAUUUUACGUACUGAUGUAAGAUGAAGUGGCACAUGUAGCUGGAGCUAACGCAAGUUCCAAACGAAAACAAGAGUGAAAGAUGAUGGUUUUGGACUAUUGGCCACUUCCUUGUUCUUAUGACUUGGCAAGUUCCCUAGUUUUCAUCUUCUUGUUCGAGUUGUCAACUUGUCAUAGCUCAAACAAACAUUAAAAAAAAAAUACUAUGUGUAAAGACUUAUAACUCACCAUUCCUUUUUAAUUUACAAUUUGUCAAAUGAAAUAUUACGUAAGAU
This is a messenger RNA of Linum trigynum, 1839 nucleotides long. Lineage: Eukaryota; Viridiplantae; Streptophyta; Magnoliopsida; Malpighiales; Linaceae. The record is from the annotation of a GenBank genome assembly.